This is a messenger RNA of Magnolia sinica, 562 nucleotides long. RefSeq lists its product as uncharacterized. The coding region runs from base 116 to 550 and encodes 144 amino acids. NCBI's taxonomy places the organism in Eukaryota, Viridiplantae, Streptophyta, Magnoliopsida, Magnoliales, Magnoliaceae. The record is from RefSeq and is a predicted model, not a curated record. The transcript is spliced from 3 exons.
GUGAGAUUCCCUCACUGGCCAGGAGCCCGGACCAGUAGACUUGUACAGAGGGACUCACUGUCGGUAGGCGACGGGAUCUUGGGUACAUCCUAAAGCCAGUGAGAUUUGGGAAGAGAUGAACACCUUACGCAGUCAGCCCACUCCCGAUGGUACUCAGCUGAGUGAACCAGAGAUACUGAGUCAGGUGCUUGGCACCCGUUCUAGAUAUGUGCGUGGGCUUGGCCAUGGUGCCAAGUUAAUGACACCUGCUAGAGCUACCUCCAGCCGAUCCAUCGUCAUUGGCGACAGCGUCGUACGCCGAACUGAUAUCGCAGAGAGAGAGGUUCAGCAGCUACGGGUCGUCAUCCAUGACAUCAGAGAGGAGCUAGACAGGCAGAAGGAGGAGCAGGAGAGGAAGAUGAUGGAGGAGCUGGACAGGAAGAGGGAGGAGCAGGAGAGGAAGAUGGAGGAGAUGCGGGUGGAGCAUGAGCGAUGGAUCACGGAGAUGUUUCAUGCUCUUACUGCAUGCUUACCCACCGAUGCCCGACCACCUCCGCCUUCAUCUUUGUGAUUUUUUGUAUUU